This is a messenger RNA of Penicillium paradoxum, 621 nucleotides long. RefSeq names its product DUF1998 domain-containing protein. Lineage: Eukaryota; Fungi; Ascomycota; Eurotiomycetes; Eurotiales; Aspergillaceae. Bases 1 to 621 code for a protein of 206 amino acids. The transcript has a single exon. The record is from RefSeq and is a predicted model, not a curated record.
AUGUGGCUCGACGUCCCGACACGCGCUAUUGAAAUCCUUCAAUCCCACAGACUCAACGUCGCGGCUGCCAUCCACGCCGCCGAACACGGAGUUCUCUCCCUGCUACCCUCAUUCGUCGUCUCAUCGCCCGGCGACGUCCGCACAGAAUGCAAAGUCGCGAAGAAAGAGCUCGGCCGUCCCCUGCGCCGCGCAAACGGGGCCAACUUCGACGAAAAGCUCAAGCCGCCUUCGCGGCAAAGACCCGCGCGACUUACAUUCUACGAUGCGAAGGGCGGGUCGUGUGGCUCCGGGAUUGCGAGUAAGGCGUUUGAGUUUAUUGGACUGCUACUCCGACGAGCGGUUGCGCGCAUCGAGGCCUGCUCCUGUCUCUCGCCUCAGGGGUGUGUAGAGUGUGUUUGUGAUGAGCGGUGUAAGGAGAUGAAUGUUGUUAUGAGCAAGGCUGGUGCUGGGGUUAUAUUGCGGUGUUUGUUGGGGUGGGAGGUGGAUGUUGAUUCGUUGCCGUGGGGGGAGGAUGGGGAAAGGGAGGAGAUUGGGGUUGGUGGGGAGUUGGCUGGUGGGUUGGAGACUGUGACUAGGGCUGAGGAGGUGCCUUGGAAGGCUGGUUGUCGGGGGGAUUGUUGA